Messenger RNA from Microsporum canis CBS 113480, 381 nucleotides. RefSeq lists its product as uncharacterized. Lineage: Eukaryota; Fungi; Ascomycota; Eurotiomycetes; Onygenales; Arthrodermataceae. The transcript has a single exon. The record is from RefSeq and is a predicted model, not a curated record. Bases 1 to 381 code for a protein of 126 amino acids.
AUGAGCAGCAAGCAAGCCAGCUAUAAGGUUCGAUCCCAAAAAAAAUUCACACAUUCUUCCGAAAACUCUCCCAAGAAGUUGGGAAGAGCAGGGCGAAGAACCUGUGGAGAUGCAUGCGCCAAGUGGGAAUGGAGUGUACGUAUUGGGGGAAGGGGGGUGAUGGGCAGUCUGUCUUUGCAGCCUGCAACUGCAUAUGUAGGGGGCAGUCUCCUCCCGGAUAGUUCUGUCUGGUUGACCGUCCUGCCUGAGAGGGGAUGGGCUGGAAUGGAUGAUGAGUAUGGGGACGGGCCUGAUGUUGGUCGGCUUUCUCUCGGGCACUCGUGUAUUGUGUUGACUGACCUGGUGCUGCUCUCGGGGAAUAAGCAAAGUGUCCGUGAUUGA